AUGUACUUCCCACGCACCUUCCUCCUCGCCCUCACAGCCGCCACCAGCAUCUCUGCCCACGGCGUCGUCACCGAGAUCAAAGGCGCAAAUGGCGUUUCCAUGCCUGGUUUGACAAUCCAAGACGGAACACCUAGGGACUGCUCGUCCAAUGGAUGUGGCUCCCAGGCCGACACAGCCAUCAUACGCGACCGCGAAAUUGCAAGCGGCAAGACGGGUCCCUUGGGCCGUACGCAGGGCAACGGCAACGUAGAUGCUUCAGUCAUGGUCGGCGCGUUCAUGGGGUCUGGGGCUGCGCCGCCAGCGAACCAGGGCGCGUCGGGAAGUGUAGGCGUGGAAGAUGAUAUCCCACAGAAUGCACAGAAUGCGGGUGCAGGUACGCAACGCAAGCGCCAGUUUCUGAGCAACCUUUUGGGAAGCCUUGGGGGUGGAAAGGGCGCAACGGGGAUUGCGGGCUUGUUUGGGGGUGGUGGUGAUAAGGUUGAUGGACCGCCUGAGGCGAGGGUUGCUGCCGCUGCUGGAGCGGGUGCAACAGGGGGAUUGCCGACUUGUGCUGAUGAUGGAACGAUCAACCAAGAUGGUGCGGGUCCUUUUACAGCAGACGUUGAUGGCACGUCUGGUGGCACUGAUGAAGCUGCCAUGCAGCCUGCCACUGUCACUCAGGACGUCCCUGGUCUGGGUGUCCAGGGCAUCUCGCUGGCGACCAACACCGAGUUCGAGAUGAAGGUUCAGAUGCCUGCCGGUAUGACUUGCGAUGCAACUGUUGCUGGCGUCAACAAUGUCUGCGUCAUGCGUGUCCGCAACGGCGCAGCUGCUGGUCCCUUUGGUGGUUCUGUUGCCUUCACCCAGAGUACCGCGGCCAAGAAGCGUGCUCUUGCCUACAGGCUCAAGAAGCGUAUGGAAAUUGGCCGCCUGCAUUAG
This is a messenger RNA of Bipolaris maydis ATCC 48331, 918 nucleotides long. Lineage: Eukaryota; Fungi; Ascomycota; Dothideomycetes; Pleosporales; Pleosporaceae. The record is from RefSeq and is a predicted model, not a curated record.